Trichobilharzia regenti is the source of this 327-nucleotide messenger RNA. Lineage: Eukaryota; Metazoa; Platyhelminthes; Trematoda; Strigeidida; Schistosomatidae. The record is from the annotation of a GenBank genome assembly.
AUGUCUUUCAUUUACAGGGCUCUGGUUUCUGUUGGUGAUAAGGCAGUGCCCACUCGUUUAAAGCCCAUAUGGGAUCAUCCUGCUGGACCUAAAACCAUAUUCUUCUGGGCGCCAACAUUCAAAUGGCUUCUUGUCAUUGCUGGUUUAGCAGAUAUUAACCGACCAGUUGAAAAUGUUAGUCUUUAUCAGAGUACAGCCCUUGCAGUUACGGGUAUCAUUUGGUCCAGAUAUUCUGUGGUCAUCAUUCCCAAAAACUACAAUCUCCUAAGUGUUAAUGCUUUUGUCGCUAUGACUGGUUUAUACCAGCUCGGAAGAAUUGCAAAGUAA